Molecule: messenger RNA, 1800 nt
Organism: Coniosporium apollinis CBS 100218
Lineage: Eukaryota; Fungi; Ascomycota; Dothideomycetes
Exons: 6
Coding region: 1-1800 (599 amino acids)
Biological process (GO): regulation of DNA-templated transcription
Molecular function (GO): sequence-specific DNA binding; DNA-binding transcription factor activity
Source: RefSeq, a predicted model, not a curated record
AUGGCGUCCAUGGCCGAUCCAGGGCGGAGCCCUUUCUCUACCGAUGCACAUGGUACUGGCCUCUACAAGUCUAUACCCAUUUUGCCAUCAUCCUCCACGGGGUCAUCCCUAACACCACCACGAGAUCCGAUGGAUGUCACGCCGUCUGGAAGCACAGUAAUGGGGCCGCCUCUGCUUAGCAGUCCUGGCGCUGAUCGUAACGGAGGCGCGCACAUACCAGGCUGCGAAUCGGAACCGGUAACGAACGGCAACGGUGGUCCAGCUAUUGGUGCGGCAGCCGCAGCGCAACAGCCAAAGGUCGUCCAGACCGCCUUUAUCCAUAAAUUAUACAACAUGUUGGAAGACCAGAGUAUACAGCAUCUUAUCUCGUGGUCGAGUACAAACGAAAGCUUUGUGAUGUCUCCUUCGAGCGAGUUCUCAAAAGUUUUAGCGUCUUAUUUCAAACAUACAAAUAUUUCGUCUUUUGUACGGCAGCUAAAUAUGUAUGGCUUCCAUAAAGUGAGCGACGUGUUUCACACUGGAGCACCGGACUCUCCCCUGUGGGAGUUCAAGCAUGGCAACGGCAAUUUCAAGCGAGGCGACCUCGUGGGUUUGAGAGAGAUUAAACGGCGGGCGUCAAGACACGCCCUGAUUCACCGGGAUUCCUUCCCAGCCGGACCAAAGGUUGCCGCACCACCAAUGCCUGGGACUCCAGUCGAGCCGAUGCCAGAUCCGGUGGAAGCUCGAUUGAGUAUGUUGGAGCACAACCUGUACGAUAUGCACAACCGAGUAGCGCGCUCGGAGGACGCCCAUGCGUACGUGACCUCAAAGUGCCAGAUGCUGACGGACGGCCUCCUAAGAUGCCAUCAGUGGAGUCACGAGAUCGCCAACUACAUUAUGGCCAUGGUGCCGGACCCUGAGAACCAACUACACAAAGACGUCGCCCUUAUGCAACGGGAAAUCGCGCGGCAAACAGAGAUGCUCCGCGCCUUCGACGAACCCCAAGAGCCACCACCCGCAGCCCGACCAUCCUACUUCCAACAGCACGUAACCGAGCCUCUAUCCCCUCGACAAAUGGCCCACGACGAACGCCGCCGGCCCUCCCUAGCCGGCUCCUCCCACCCCGGCUCCUUCCGCGCCCCCGUCCCAGCCCACCUCGCCGUCUCCCCCCGCCGCUACGGCUCCAUCGGCAGCACCAACUCGCCCUCCUCGAUCCGCGCGCCAAACUACGCUCAACCACCGCCGCCACCCCCACCAGUAAUCCAGCACCCGCUCGCAACCGUUUGUUCUCCACCCGCCAGCCUAGCCCGCCGCCACACCUCGGCCGACAUCCGCGCGCACGGCUGGCCUGCGCCCCAACCUCCACCUCCCGGACCCGGACCCGGACCCGGACCCGCCCACUCUCCCUACGCGUCCGGCCAGAACUCCACACAGUGGCCCUCGUCGCCGCACCGCGCGCCCAGCCUAGCCGUCCCGGGCGACCAGUCCCUGCGCGACGCGCUCGCCGCCUACGAAAUCAACCGGAACCCUCGCGCCCACCCCCAGCAGCAGCAGCAGCAGCAGCAGGGCCACGGCUCACGUCAGCCGACGCCGCCGCCGCUGGUCAGCGACACGGGGUCCGGCAACCUGAGCGCGGAGAGCGGGUGGAGUCUUCCGGGGCCCAGAUACCCGUUUAGAGGAAUCGAUGCGUCGGGUCCCCCGACGAGGAGGAGCAGCAUGGCGAGUAAUGUGCAUAGUUUGCUUAAUCCCGCGGAAACGGUUGAGCGGGCGGACGAGGAUGAGGGGGUUGUGGAUGAUCGGAAGAGGAAGAGGGUGCAGUGA